Molecule: messenger RNA, 2103 nt
Organism: Panicum hallii
Lineage: Eukaryota; Viridiplantae; Streptophyta; Magnoliopsida; Poales; Poaceae
Product: protein DETOXIFICATION 52-like
Exons: 1
Coding region: 102-1742 (546 amino acids)
Biological process (GO): xenobiotic detoxification by transmembrane export across the plasma membrane
Cellular component (GO): membrane
Molecular function (GO): antiporter activity; xenobiotic transmembrane transporter activity
Source: RefSeq, a predicted model, not a curated record
GCCAAGUACACCUCCAAGCAAAGCUUUAAGCUCUGCUCUGCUUUCCAGUCCCCUGCUCCCCAUCCUCCAUCUCGAAGCUGCAGCGCACGGCCGAUCCACCAAUGUGCACCACCACCCCCAUGCCACCGGCGCCGCCGGUGGCGCUGGUCGGCGGCAAGGGCGGCCACCACGUCUACGUCACGGUGCCCCAGCGCGCGGAAGGCGACGCGGCCGGCCAUUGCGGCCGCGAGCUCAAGUGCCGAGCCGUGCCCCUGCUGGCGGCAGGGGAGACCGUCCAGGAGGCGGCGGCGCUGUGCCGGCUCGCGUUCCCGAUCGCGCUGACGGCGCUGCUGCUCUACUCGCGGACGGCCCUGUCGAUGCUCUUUCUGGGCUCCAUCGGCGACCUCCCGCUGGCGGCCGGGUCCCUCGCCAUCGCCUUCGCCAACAUCACCGGCUACUCGGUGCUGUCAGGGCUCUCGCUCGGCAUGGACCCGCUCUGCUCCCAGGCGUUCGGCGCCAACCAGCCGCGCCUGCUCGGCCUCACUCUCUACCGCUCCGUCCUCUUCCUGCUCUGCUGCUCGCUGCCGCUCUCCGCGCUCUGGCUCAACAUGUCCAAGAUCCUAGUCUUCCUGGGCCAGGACCGCGAGAUCACGGCGCUCGCGCAGGAGUACAUCCUCUUCUCCCUCCCCGACCUCUUCUCCUUCUCCAUCAUCCACCCGCUCCGCGUGUACCUCCGAUCACAGGGGAUCACGCGCCCGCUCGCCGCAGCCGCGGGCGCCGCUGUGCUGUUCCACGUGCCGGCGAACUACGUGCUGGUAGGGCAUCUCGGGCUCGGCGCGCCCGGGGUGGCCGCCGCGGCGUCGGCGUCCAACUUCGUGCUCCUCGGCGUGCUGCUCGCGUACGUCGUCGGCCGGCGCGAUGCGGCGCUGCUCGCGGCGGGGCCGCCCACGGUGGAGUGGCUCGCCGGGUGGGGCCCGCUAGCGCGGCUGGCCGCGCCGAGCUGCGUGUCGGUGUGCCUGGAGUGGUGGUGGUACGAGGUGAUGAUCCUGCUCUGCGGCCUCCUGCCGGACCCGAAGCCGGCGGUGGCGUCCAUGGGCGUGCUUAUGCAGACGACGGCGCUGGUGUACGUGUUCCCCUCGUCGCUGGGUUUCGGGGUGUCCACGCGGGUGGGCAACGAGCUGGGCGCCAACCGCCCGGGCCGCGCGCGCGCGGCGGCGCACGUGGCCGUGGCCGGCGCGGCGGCCAUGGGGCUCGCGGCCAUGUCGUUCGCGGCCGGGGUGCGCCACGCGUGGGGGCGCAUGUUCACCGCCGACGCCGACAUCCUCCGGUUGACCGCGGCCGCGCUCCCGAUCGUGGGGCUCUGCGAGCUCGGCAACUGCCCGCAGACCGUCGGCUGCGGCGUGCUCCGCGGCAGCGCGCGGCCGACCCGCGCCGCGCACGUCAACCUGGGCGCCUUCUACCUGGUGGGCAUGCCCGUGGCCGUGCUCCUGGCGUUCGGGCUCGGCGUGGGCUUCGUCGGGCUCUGGAUGGGCCUCCUGGCGGCGCAGGUGUGCUGCGCCGGGCUCAUGCUCUGCGUCGUCGGCUCCACCGACUGGGAGGCGCAGGCGCGGCGGGCGCAGGAGCUGACGUCAUGCUCGCCGGCCGACGUGGAGAAGCCCGGGGCCCACAGGUCAGCGACGGCCGCGGGAGAGGGAGGCAGGCCGGAGAAGGGAGCAGGUAGGCAUGAAGCGGAAGUGCUACGAGCCAUUGAUCUCCAACAGUGAGGAGACCAUGCCUGAAACUGUGUAGGCUGCUUCAAGAUUGGUGAAAAAGCCAAAGAGCCACCGUAAUUUUUUUCUUACUCUCUGAUGAAUUGGAACUACUGUUAGUGCUAGUACUCCAGCGCUAAUGGUAAUGAAUUUAACUUUUUUUUUCCUUUCUUGUUCGCUUGGCUUUUGCAUCGCGGAUAGUUCGGUGGUGUUAAGGUGUUCUAAGGGGACUGGGCACCCUUCUAAUUACUAUCUCUCGAUGGAGAAGUACUGUAUUUUUGCCAAUUUUGUAAAUCCUCUGUACUUCCCCUUCUUCCUUUUAGUUCCAUCACCCAUUUGUAAUGACAUUUGAAUUUUCAGUCCAAAGAUAUGUACA